Molecule: messenger RNA, 711 nt
Organism: Kazachstania africana CBS 2517
Lineage: Eukaryota; Fungi; Ascomycota; Saccharomycetes; Saccharomycetales; Saccharomycetaceae
Gene: YRA1
Product: RNA-binding protein YRA1
Exons: 2
Coding region: 1-711 (236 amino acids)
Biological process (GO): mRNA export from nucleus
Cellular component (GO): nucleus
Molecular function (GO): mRNA binding
Source: RefSeq, a predicted model, not a curated record
AUGUCCGCUAACUUAAACAAGUCACUAGAUGAAAUCAUUGGUACCAGACCAAAGAGAGCCACCCGUGGAGCUCGUGCCGCUGCUCCAAGAAGAGCUACCAAGCAGGUCAACCACCGUCGUUCGCAACCAGUCAACAGACAAAGAACCUCUAGAGGUCCAGCAAAUGCCGUUUCAAGGGUUGCUAGAAUGCUAAACUCAUCUGCUAGCUCUUUGACAAAAGUUAACGUUGAAGGUCUACCAAGAGACAUCAAACAGGACGCUGUUAGAGAAUUUUUUUCUUCCCAAGUCGGUGGUGUCCAAAGUGUCCUAUUGAGUUACAACGAAAGAGGUCAAUCCACUGGUAUGGCUAAUAUAACAUUCAGAAACAGUGAAUCUGCAAAGGUCGCCGUUAACAAGUUUAAUGGUGCUCCAAUUGAUGGUGGCAGAUCUAAAUUAAGAUUGAAUUUGAUUGUUGAUCCAACUCAAUCUCGUCAAGAUUUAUCACAGAGAAUCAAACCAUUACCAACCAGAGGCCAAAAUCAAGGCCCGCAAAGAGGUAACAGACCAGCUGCUCCAGUUAGAGGUCCAAACAGAAAAGCUGCUUUAGCUAAGAAGAAGACUCAACGUCCAAAGAAAGAGAAGCCUGCCAAGAAAAGUUUAGAGGAUUUAGACAAAGAAAUGGCCGACUAUUUCGGUGAUAGCAGUAAUGCCGCUGCUGCCACAGGUAACUAA